UGCUUUGCCUUUCCAGCCAGCAGAAGGUAGGAGGGAGCGCGUUGCAAGUGGACAGCCGCCCCAGACCACGCACUCUAGAUGAUGCAUUGGAGAGCGUGGCAUGAAGUGCUGUGGGUGAUGGUGGUGAUGGAGACACUGCUGCUGGUUGCAGGGAUGCAUUGGCUGGUCUCCUACAGAGCCCGGUGGUGUGCUCGUGGCCGAGACGACGUGAUGGAGGAGUCCGAACACUCGUCGUGGCCGCCGGUGUACCUAGUGACACCAACCUACCGCCGCACCUCCCAACUGGCUGACCUGACCCGCCUGGCACAGACCCUCAUGCUGGUGCCCGGCCUGCACUGGGUGGUUGUGGAGGAUGCCGAGGUGAGGAGCGAGACAGUGGCUGAACUUCUGGAUCGGACAGGUCUUCGGUACACCCACCUGGCCGCCACCAAGCCGCCUCACUAUAAGAAGAAGUUUUUGGGUCGCGGCGUCUUCAGCAGACGCGAGGGGUUGCGCUGGCUGAGGCAGCACGCUAUGGAGGGCGUUCUUUAUUUCGCUGACGACGACAACACCUACGAUGUCAGAAUCUUCCAUGAGAUUCGGCGGACCCAGCGGGCGUCGGUGUUCCCAGUGGGCAUGAUCCAGCAGCUGGGCAUUAGUUCCCCCGUGGUGCGAGACGGAAAGGUGGUGAAAUUCCAUGACAGCUUUCAGGCAGGAAGAAAGUUUGCUCUGGACAUGGCUGGCUUUGCGGUGAACCUACGCUUGCUGCACGCCAACCCUCAAGCCACCAUGCCGGAACGAAUCUCCUUCUUGGAAGAUGGUUUCUUAAACAUCCAUCUCGAGCUGGACGAACUGGAACCUCUCGCGUCAGGCUGUACGGAAGUGUUGGUCUGGCAUACGAGGACACAAUCUUCAGCUCCACCACUCCUAAAAAACCUACCCGAGGAAGAUAUGGACACCAACCUCGACACACUGUACCGCAACAUGCUCCGCUGACACGCUCCUCUACCUUCCCCUCUGCUCAUCACACUCUCUCAGCUCAUUGAACGUAAACAUAAACCAAAGUUCAUUGCUUUGCCAUAUGUGAUCCAUCCAUCCAUCUAUGUGUGUGUGUGUGUGUGUGUGUGUGUGUGUGUGUGUGUGUGUGUGUGUGUGUGUGU
Portunus trituberculatus (swimming crab) is the source of this 1139-nucleotide messenger RNA. RefSeq names its product galactosylgalactosylxylosylprotein 3-beta-glucuronosyltransferase S-like. Gene Ontology annotation, biological process: carbohydrate metabolic process; chondroitin sulfate proteoglycan biosynthetic process. Gene Ontology annotation, cellular component: Golgi membrane. Gene Ontology annotation, molecular function: galactosylgalactosylxylosylprotein 3-beta-glucuronosyltransferase activity. NCBI's taxonomy places the organism in Eukaryota, Metazoa, Arthropoda, Malacostraca, Decapoda, Portunidae. The record is from RefSeq and is a predicted model, not a curated record.